Molecule: messenger RNA, 1806 nt
Organism: Colletotrichum fioriniae
Lineage: Eukaryota; Fungi; Ascomycota; Sordariomycetes; Glomerellales; Glomerellaceae
Source: RefSeq, a predicted model, not a curated record
AUGGCAGACAAAGCUCCUGCAGAGUUCGCCGCGGCGCAGGCACCUCCUGGUGUCUCCCAGUCGACGUCGGGAACGCAGCAAACUGCAUCGCUCGACCAAAUCCAGAGUAUGUUGAAGGCCAAAGAUGAUACCUCUAGAUUCGUUGGCUUAGCUCUGUUGAAAAGUGUACUCGACAACUCGGAGGAGCUGCGCAACGAUGCAGACACCGUGUCGGGUCUUUGGGGUUCCAUAUCCCCCAAGUUCCUGGACCGGCUGCUGAAGACAGGCUCAUCUACACAAUCUGGCCAGAAGGACGCAAAAAACAUGCUGGAUCUUUCAACUCUUCUCACCCUGUCCGCUUUUCCUGAAGGAGCAAAGAUGUUCUUCGACAUUGACGAUGUAACUCCUCUCGUUGAGGUUGCCCCAAACAACCCAUCUGCUCUCGAGAUCUUUUCUUUUGCUUGGAUCAACUGCAUGGACAUCGCAGAAGAUAGACCCGUACUGAAGUCCAAGAUAUACAGAACCAUUCAAGCCCUGGUGUCGACCUUCAACGGCACGGAUGGCGUUACUUUGCUCGAAUUUCUUGGCAAAUUUCUGCGAAACUCGGAUCCCAAGUCCCUACCUUCAAACCCAAAGUGGAUCAAAUCCUCCACCGACUUCAUCAAGAAACUUCUUACGAGCCGGCCCACGCCAGAGGCAAGGAACGCCUACACCGUUGCGGCUGCAUCCUUGCUUGAGGUAUACCCCUCGGAAGCAUCAAAACUAUUGUUCACCAGCGAUGAAAAGGAUGAUAAACCGUUCUCGUACCUAUUCAUCACUCUCCUCCUCACCGAUACCAGGGCCAGUCUUCCCCGCCUCUUGGAGCUUCUCAAUGAUCCCAUCUACCCAGCCAUCGCACAACGGUUGGGCUCGGCCUUUGAUGUCACAACGCACUUCAUUGGCUAUCUAGUGAAGAGCCUCGACGAUGAGAGUUCAUCGCCAGCUGCCCUAGUGAUGCCUCCCGACUUUCUGCUCAAGAUCCGUCGGACGAUUUCGGAGGCCCUAUCUCUCGCCAUCGAGUUCCUCCGAGACAGGUGGGAUGCGUCCGUGGCAGGUGCUUUUGGUCUGCACCCCGAAGCGCGUGCAAAGGAGACCGACACCUCCAUGGGGAAGAGGCUGACAAUCUCUUGGGAGUCAAAGAAGAGCAACGUUCACGAGGACCCUCUAAUACUGGCAGCUGUCAAAGCUCUCGCCAUUUGGCUUCGCGAGGACGACAACGACCUGCUGAGAAAGGAAGCAGCAGGGCUGACGGACAUGCUCCUCGACCUCUACAAGUCGAGCUCCCCGUCAAGUCUCGACUUCCGGUCACCAAUCCUAGUAGGCCUGGAGGGAAUCCUGGUCGAGAAGGCUGGGCUGGAAGAGUUCACGACACACAACGGCUGGGACGUCUUGACCAAAGACCUCGUCGCCGUUCUACAAUCUACAACCACGUCAAGCGACGAAAGCGAAGCCGCGCGCGCCAUUGAGAUUGUCCGCAUCCUUCUGCCGAUCGUGGAGGGCGAGGAAACCGGCUCAAGGGAAGAGUGGAUGGCUUUCGUGACGACCGUGGCCGCCUGGCACGCUCCCGAAGCCAAGCAGCCCGCGCUGGUACAGGAGGGUCACAUCGCAGCUCUACAGCUCACCACUGCGUUGCUGGUGGGCGCGCCGUAUGGUAUGAGGCAGCGCUACGUACACUCUAUCAGCGCCGUGCUGGGCAUAGCCGGGCAGCUUGAGAAGCAUGUGGGCUCCAAUGACCCGCUGAGGGAGUCUUUGGAUGAUGUGCUGCAGACGCUAGAUAGACUUCGCUAG